Messenger RNA from Scomber japonicus (chub mackerel), 2384 nucleotides. Its product is annotated as monoacylglycerol lipase ABHD2-like. The transcript has 11 exons. The record is from RefSeq and is a predicted model, not a curated record. Gene Ontology annotation, molecular function: monoacylglycerol lipase activity; acetylesterase activity. Gene Ontology annotation, cellular component: sperm flagellum; sperm plasma membrane. Gene Ontology annotation, biological process: medium-chain fatty acid catabolic process; steroid hormone receptor signaling pathway; acylglycerol catabolic process. NCBI's taxonomy places the organism in Eukaryota, Metazoa, Chordata, Actinopteri, Scombriformes, Scombridae. The coding region runs from base 172 to 1488 and encodes 438 amino acids.
GACGGUGUUCACACAGACACGGGAGGAUCCGACCAGACUCUGGCACAGCCUCCACAAAACACGAUGCUCUGAAAGAGGAGUAUCACACUCCAGCUCUAUCAAGGAGGGACUGAAACUUCUCCACUUUCUUCAGAGUGAGACAGAAAGGUCGACUCCCUCCCACUCCCUACAAUGGCCACCCUCGAUGACGGACACAUCCACACCUUGAGCUCGGAGCUGCCAGCCAUGUUUGACGGCGUGAAGCUGGCAGCCGUGGCUACCGUGCUCUACGUCAUCGUCCGCUGUCUGAACCUGAAGAGUACCACAGCGUCGCCGGAGAUCAGCUACCAGGACACACCGCUCAGCCGCUACCUCUUCAAAGCCUGCCCGUUGCUGACCAGAGAAUACAUUCCUCCCUUGCUGUGGGGGAAGAGCGGUCAUCUUCAGACAGCUCUGUAUGGCAAGAUGGGACGUGUCAACACUCCAACGCCCUGCGGGGUCCGCAAGUUUCUCCCAAUGCAGGACGGGGCCACAGCGUCCUUUGACCUCUUUGAAGCACUCGGAGAACACAGCACAGGAGAUGACAUAACCAUGGUAAUCUGCCCUGGGAUCGGUAACCAUAGCGAGAAGAACUACAUUCGGACCUUUGUGGAUCACUCUCAGCGGCAGGGAUACCGCUGUGCUGUCCUCAACCACCUGGGAGCCUUGCCCAACGUGGAGCUCACCUCCCCCCGCAUGUUCACCUAUGGUUGUACCUGGGAGUUUGCAGCCAUGGUGAACUGCAUCAAGCGAACUCUCCCCGACACUCUGCUGGUGGUCGUGGGCUUCAGUCUGGGAGGAAACAUCGUGUGCAAGUUCCUGGGUGAGAACCGAUCCAACCAGGACAGAGUGCUGUGCUGUGCCAGCGUCUGCCAGGGAUACAGCGCCCUCAGGGCCCAGGAAACUUUCCUUCAGUGGGACCAGUGCCGGAGACUGUACAACUUUGUGUUGGCAGACAACAUGAAGAAGCUCAUCCUGUCACACAGGAACAGUUUGCUCAGCAUGAACUCCAGCAACAUUGGUGACGAUGAAUUUAGCAGACUGUACGCGGCCACGUCUCUGAUGCAGAUUGACGACAGCAUCAUGAGAAAAUUCCACGGCUACGACUCGGUGAAGGAGUACUACGAGAAGGAGAGCUGUGUGCACUACAUCCACAAAGUCACUGUGCCUCUCCUGCUGGUAAACUCCUCCGACGACCCACUAAUACAUCAGUCACUGCUGUCUAUUCCACGCACACUCUCAGAGAAAAUGCCUAACGUGAUAUUUGCCCUGACCCAACACGGAGGCCACCUGGGCUUCUUCGAGGGUGACGUACUGUUUCCGCAGCCCCUCACCUGGAUAGACAAGUUUAUAGUCCAGUACACAGACGCCAUCUGUCACUGGGAGAAGAACAGGCUGGACUGCCAGAGGAGCAGCCAACAGGACACAAACUCUCGCCUGCAGAGCACAGGGGCAACGCUCAGCGGGUAACACGUACACACACGACUGGAGACGAAAAAACAACAUAUCAAAACACACACGGGCAUGCUGCUGCUCUUCUGCUCUUCUUCUCCUUCUUCUUCUUCAGCACUAACGGCCUUACACUUGAGUCAUUCUGAUACAUGUUGGAAAUGUAAAAAAACUAAAUUUAAAGGAGAAGUAGGGGGCACAAAAAUGUAAAUUACAAAUGACAGACUUAUUAAUAUCUGAGGGUGUAACGUUACCUCAGAGUCAAUUGUUCCUUCCUCUUUUGUGAUGAGUCACAUUUCGCCAUCUGCUGGUUUUUGGCAGCUGUUGCGUCUCUCGUCUCGUUUGGACUGUUGUUAGGGUGACAUAAAAUAAUACUAAUGGAUAACUAUGACCUGUUCCUGUGUUUUAGAAAGAAGAGAAAGGUGAAAUUUCCCCCACAUAAAUCACCACUGAGAGGUUUCCCAAAUACUCAGGUACUUAUAAAUCAGCACCAGAUAGCCUUAAAGUGGAUUAAUACAUUAAAGUAUAUACAUUUUUUGCUCCCUAAAAAAAACAAUAUUUACUACCACUAUAUGCAAGUGCCUUAAUAUAAACGGGAGUCUUCAAAAGGUUUACAGGUUUAAAGGAUUUCCAGCUUUUAUACGAUGUCAACAUGACGUUUUAAUGGUCUCUAAUGGUCUUCUUCUUUUAUGUUGCGUAUUCUUUGACAUGAUGCUGUCUAUUUCUAUUAAGAGAGUCAUGUUUUCUUAAACAGUUUUGUUUUUGGAUGUAUGGUUUAGCAGUCAUUUUGUUCACCACGUUAACAGAUUUUUUUCUUUACAUUUCCAUUAUGAGCAGCGGACCAUCAGCCUGCAUCGUUGCUGCUGACCUUUGAAAUACAGCAAUCAGGGUGUCAGGUAGAGGUUUAAGGAUGUUUA